GGAUCGAACCCUGGGUACUGCAUCCGCUACUGCUAAAAGGUGAAAACCGUUUCAUAAGUACUGCAUCUGUAGAGACACAGAGAGAUAAGGAUGGAUGUUCCAAGUCUGACACUUUCUCCUACCAUAGCAAUUAAUCCAGAAAAAGGGGAACAGGACAACGAGGAGGAGGAAGAGGAGGAGGAGGAGGAGGAGGAGGAGGAGGAGGAAUACGAGGAUGAGGACGACGAAGAGGGCAAAGAUGAGGAGGAACAGGACAAAGAUGAGGAGGGCGAAGAGGACAAAGAUGAGGAGGAGGAAGAGGAGGAAGAGGGAGGGAACGAAGGGGAAGACAAGGCAAAGAAAGGGGCAGCAGUAGCAGGAGGAGGAGGAGGAGGAGGAGGAGGAAGGGGGGAAAUGGGAGAUGGGGACGAAAAAGGUGGCGUAAUUUCGUACGCGAGGGAUGUUGUCGGCAUGUUUGUGACGGUGGGGAAGUCCGAGGCAUCAGCAGAACAAUGCCCUCCCUUGGACAGCCCUUACACGAAACGCUUGCUUGGAUUGGUUUAUCCCACAAUACCCUCAGCCAUGUUUACUGAGCAGAGAAAGCACUACAAGGUUCCCCCUAUGUCUGAAGUGAUUUCCGGUGUGAGCGGCAUACCUGAAUGUAGAGGAGGAUUACUACAGCCUGCUGAACGGAAUCAUAGCUGUCCAGCUUGGCAAGCAUCCCACGAACCGUCCACGGAGGGCAGAGCGGCAUGCCGUUUGCAUGGGGGUAACCAAUCUUCAGAGAAGUUUCAGGGAAAGAUCAGGUCGUCUGCGACCAGAAACAAUUGCACACAUACCCUUUUGAAUUAGACGUGACAACAAGCAACAACAGGAAAUAGGAGAGUUUCAGCAGCUCGUCAUACU
Chara braunii is the source of this 885-nucleotide messenger RNA. Lineage: Eukaryota; Viridiplantae; Streptophyta; Charophyceae; Charales; Characeae. The record is from the annotation of a GenBank genome assembly.